AGUAGUCAACCCUGUGUAACAGUGAAAAUAUGAGGCUGUAGACCAUUUGACGAAGUUUUGGGUUUUCACACCUGUGAUUUACCUGAUUAUUUUUAUUCCCACACCAACUCGCAGACACCUGGUCAUGCAUGUAGCUAGCUUACUAAAUAAAUGUAACCAAAUUACUGGCUGUGAAUUAGGUGGCUAGCUAUACCUGGAAUACUAACGACGACCCAAGCUGAAUUUGCUUGCAAGACUACCUGACGCUUUUCAUCUCCUGUGAAAAUGUCUCUGCCUCCGGAAAAGGCUGCUGAACUUAAGCAGAUCAUCCACAACCAUUUGACAAAAAUGGACAUCCACGGGAAAAUUCGCGAUGUGCUCGCAGAGACGGUGAAAGAGGAGUUAGGUCCUGGACAUCGCCCACUAUCUGAGGAGGACUUCAUACGAGCUUUACAACGUAGGGGAAUCGUGGAUGAUGUAAUGAGAGACCUACAUUUUGCGCAGGAAAUACCAGACGCAGAGGCUGGACCGUCUCCCAAGCCUGCAACACAUUUUAUUGAUAAAGAGGGGAUACAGCUGAAGAAGACAAACAUUGACCCAACGAGGAGGUGCCUUUACCUGCAGAUCCUGGGGGGCAAGGCCUUUCUGGAGCACCUCCAGGAGCCAGAGCCCUUGCCUGGCCAGGUGUGCUCCACCUUCACUCUGUACCUGAGCUUCAGGAACCAGCGUUUCCGCUCCAAGCCGGUGCCGUGCGCGUGUGAGCCCGACCUGCAUGAGGGCUUCCUUCUGGAGGUCCACAAAGACACCCUGGGUGAUGGCAGCAAGAUGGCGGACGCUACCACAAUGCUCUCUAUCAGUGACUCGGUGCACAUGGUGCUGAUUAAAACAGACACCUCUGGCGAAACCACGCUCAUCUCUUCCUACUUCCUGGACUGGCGGACUGUCCUGGGCGCGCCCAUUGGGAAAACAAACACCGCUAUAGAGCUGCUGGGAGUAGGAAGUGAGUGCAAGGUCCCGGUUGGUGUUCUGAAUGUGAGGCUGGAGCUGUACCCUCCUCUUACAGAGACGCUGUCCCCAGACGUUAUCACCACUCAGCAAUCGCUGGAGCGGAAGAGGUCCGCGGAGAAAGAGCGUCUGUUUCUGGUUUAUGCCAAGCAGUGGUGGAGGGAGUUUCUGGAGAUCCGCCCCUCACACCAGACCAAGCUGGUCAAGAUCUUUGCGCAGGAUGAGAACGGGGUGAACCGGCCCGUGUGUUCGUACGUGCGGGUCCUGAGGGCGGGCCGGCUCCUGGACAGCCCCCGGCAGGCGGCUCGCUUCGUCAGCCUGCUAGGCAUGGAGAGGGCCCCUGUGGUCGGGGGCGGGGCCAGGCAGGAGCAGUGGUGUACCCUCCUGGCCUUCCUCUGCAGGAACAAGGGCGACUGCGAGGACCACGCCACGCUGCUGUGCAGCCUGCUCCUGGGGUUCGGCCUGGACGCCUACGUCUGCGUGGGCACCAAAGCCAAGGGCACGCCCCACGCCUGGGUGAUGACCUGCGGCUCCGACGGCACCGUCACCUUCUGGGAGAGCCUGACUGCGCACAGGUACCUGCACCAGCCCAUCGACCCAGACGCUCCCCCUCUCACACCCCAGCCCAAGCCCUCCUACCCCUACCGCACGGUGGGCUGCGUGUUCAACCACGAGGCCUUCCUGGCCAACUGCCAGCCCUCGGACGCCGUGGAGCUGUGCGUCUUCGACCUCGGGGACGGGGCGCGCUGGAAGGCCAUGAGCGCGGAGGCGAUCCGCUCCGUGUGCGCCUCGGGGGCCACCUCCUCCCUGGCCCCCACGCCCUCUCUCUGCGCCUCCCCUGUGGACCCCGCCGCCGCCAGCAACCAGCUGGAGCUGGAGAUGCGCUACCUGGUGUCGGAGCAUCGCAAGGACCUGGGCCUGGCCACCGCUUGGGAUGACCACCUGUGCUACCUGCUGUCGGCGGCGCUGUCGGCCUACGAGCUGGAGCGCACCACGGGCAUGUCCUGCGCCAACGAGGAGUUCCAGGACGCUGUGAGGAGGGCGGUGCCCGAUGGCCACACCUUCAAGGGCUUCCCCAUCCACUUCAUCCACCGCAACGCCCGCCGGGCCUUCGCCACCAGCCUCAGGUCUCCGUUCUGCGACGAAAUCGUGUGCUGCCGUGGGGACCACGUGAGGCUCGCGGUGCGAGUGCGGGUGUUCGCAUACCCCGAGUCCGCGUGCGCCGUCUGGAUCAUGUUCGCCUGCAAGUACCGGUCCGUGCCGUGACCCAGCCCGCUCCCCAUCAGGCUGAAAAACGGAGCCAUACAACACUCCUACCUUUAUUUCCAAAUGUAUCAUUCCCCCCAAUGUACAGAAU
This is a messenger RNA of Megalops cyprinoides (Indo-Pacific tarpon), 2341 nucleotides long. RefSeq names its product centrosomal protein 76 (gene cep76). The coding region runs from base 265 to 2250 and encodes 661 amino acids. The record is from RefSeq and is a predicted model, not a curated record. The transcript has 12 exons. Lineage: Eukaryota; Metazoa; Chordata; Actinopteri; Elopiformes; Megalopidae.